AUGGCAAGACCAAAGGUAUUCUUUGAUAUUACUAUUGGAGGUGAAAAAGCUGGUAGAAUUGUUAUGGAACUCUUUAACGAUAUUGUCCCAAAGACAGCUGAAAACUUCAGAUGCCUUUGUACUGGUGAAAAGGGUAAUGGACUUACCUAUAAGGGUUGUGGAUUCCACAGAGUUAUUAAGGACUUCAUGAUUCAAGGAGGUGAUUUCACUAGACAUAAUGGAACUGGAGGAAAAUCAAUUUAUGGUGCCAAAUUUGCUGAUGAAGCUUUCACUGUUAAACAUACUAAACCAGGAAUGUUAUCUAUGGCUAAUGCUGGACCAAAUACUAAUGGUUCUCAAUUCUUUAUUACUACUGUCCCAUGCCCAUGGUUAGAUGGUAAACAUGUUGUCUUUGGUCAAGUUGUUGAAGGUUAUGAUGUUGUUAAAAUGAUCGAAAACAACCCAACUGGUGCUCAAGAUAAACCAAAGAAAGCCGUUGUUAUUGCUGAUUGUGGUCAAUUAUAA
Molecule: messenger RNA, 504 nt
Organism: Entamoeba dispar SAW760
Lineage: Eukaryota; Evosea; Mastigamoebida; Endamoebidae
Product: cyclophilin, putative
Exons: 1
Coding region: 1-504 (167 amino acids)
Biological process (GO): protein peptidyl-prolyl isomerization; protein folding
Cellular component (GO): intracellular membrane-bounded organelle
Molecular function (GO): peptidyl-prolyl cis-trans isomerase activity
Source: RefSeq, a predicted model, not a curated record